Molecule: messenger RNA, 882 nt
Organism: Trypanosoma conorhini
Lineage: Eukaryota; Euglenozoa; Kinetoplastea; Trypanosomatida; Trypanosomatidae
Exons: 1
Coding region: 1-882 (293 amino acids)
Biological process (GO): late endosome to vacuole transport via multivesicular body sorting pathway
Cellular component (GO): multivesicular body
Source: RefSeq, a predicted model, not a curated record
AUGUCCUCCUCGCUUACCGAGAGUGUGCCGGAGCACUGGGUGGCGACGCUGCGCCCGUACCUGCAGCGGGCGGACGAGUUUGAAAAGCUGCAGCCCGUCGUCGCGUACUUUUUGCGCACGCACGUCGCCAACCUCGCCUUGCGGCAGCGGCGGAAGGAGGACCACGCCGGCACGCAGUUCCUGCGCCAGCUCCUCCAGGCCCUGGAGGGCGACAAGCAGCGUCUCGGGCCGGCGGUCGCCGAGGCGGACGGCCGCACCGUGCUGACAAAGACGGCGCUCGCGUUGUUUGCGCGGGCCGACGACGCGGAGCGCGGCGGGGCCCCGGCGGACAUGGGCCUCGUGCGGCUCUUCUUCACCGCCUCCAUCCUUCUGGAUGCCACGGGGCAGUUCGCUGAGAACGGCGAGCUCGACCCCAUCGCGGCGAAGCGGCGCGACUACGCCCGCUACAUCGCGGUGCGCAUGAAGCGGGCGCUGGAGAGCGGCACACCGUACGAAAGCCCCAACGCCGCCGCCGCGGCCUCGUCGGAGGGAGGCGGCGAGGCGGCCUCUGACGACGCGGGUGACGCUAAAGAGGCACGGCAGCAGCAGCAGCAGCAGCCACUCUUUCCCGCGGCGGAGCUGCGGCCCCCGCCGCCAGAGCCGUUUGCCCCAAAUCCCACGCCCUCGCCGCCGCCGCCGCCGUAUGAGCCAUUCCGCCCUCCGGCGCCGCCCGCGUCCGUGACGGCGCCCGGUGGCAGUAGUGGCGGCGGCGGUCCCUCAAUGGACGCCAUGAUCAAUGCGCAAAAGUGUGCCAAGCAGGCGGUGAGUGCGCUGCAGUUUUACGACCAUGCCACGGCGCGAAAACAGCUCAUCUCCGCUCUGAACUUUCUGGGUCAGCAAUGA